CCCCGGCGGAUUCUCCAUGUAUGGAUGCGCUAAGGAAAGGGAUGCUGUAGGCUGACCAAAGACAGAGAAAAAGACAUAGAAAAAAAAAAUCACCACAGGCUGCUGAGGAGAUUGAAGAAGGAGGGACUGGAGGAUACUGGCGCUGUUUUGAAUGGGCAGAGGAUUCACCCUCCGCGGCCGUCGAGUGUGAGUUGCUGAGGUUCCAGGUGUGUGUCUGUGUAGCCACACAGAUCUUCAGCUCUUCUGCUCACCCAAACACCCACCUGCAACAUGGCGGGGGCUUCGGUCAAGGUGGCGGUGAGAGUCCGACCCUUCAACUCCAGAGAGAUGGGGAAGGACAGCAAGUGCAUCAUUCAGAUGUCAGGAAACACCACAACGAUCCUGAACCCCAAACAGCCGAAAGAAAAUAAGAGUUUCAACUUUGACUAUUCUUACUGGUCACACACCACGCCCGAGGACAUCAACUAUGCGUCGCAGAUGCAGGUGUACAAGGACAUCGGGGAAGAGAUGCUGCUUCAUGCCUUUGAAGGCUACAAUGUGUGUAUAUUUGCAUACGGCCAGACAGGAGCGGGCAAAAGCUACACCAUGAUGGGGCGACAGGAGCAAGACCAGCAAGGAAUUAUACCUUUGCUGUGUGAAGACCUUUUCACCAAGAUCAGUGACAGCAAUAAUGAGAACAGCAUGUCUUACUCUGUGGAGGUGAGUUAUAUGGAGAUCUACUGUGAGCGCGUGCGCGACCUGCUGAAUCCCAAGAACAAAGGAAACCUUCGUGUCAGAGAGCACCCUCUGAUGGGACCCUACGUCGAAGAUCUGUCCAAGCUCGCCGUCACGUCAUACAACGACAUCCAGGACCUGAUGGACUCUGGAAACAAGGCCAGGACUGUGGCUGCAACCAACAUGAACGAGACCAGCAGCCGCUCCCACGCCGUCUUCAACAUCAUAUUCACACAGAAGAGACAAGACAUGGAGUCGGAAAACACAUCUGAAAAGGUCAGCAAGAUCAGUCUGGUGGACCUCGCUGGCAGCGAGAGAGCCGACUCAACCGGAGCUAAAGGAACCAGACUGAAGGAAGGAGCAAACAUCAACAAAUCUCUAACGACACUGGGGAAGGUUAUCUCAGCUCUUGCUGAAGUGGACUCGGCACCAAACAAGAACAAGAAAAAGAAGAAGGUGGAGAGUUUCAUCCCCUACAGAGAUUCAGUUCUGACUUGGCUACUGAGGGAAAACUUGGGAGGAAACUCUCGUACAGCCAUGGUGGCUGCCCUGAGCCCUGCUGAUAUUAACUAUGAUGAGACCCUCAGCACCCUCCGAUAUGCUGAUCGUGCCAAACAGAUCCGCUGUAACGCUGUGAUUAACGAGGAUCCCAACAACCGUCUGGUGCGUGAGCUGAAAGAUGAGGUGGCUCGCCUCAGAGACCUGCUGUACGCACAAGGACUGGGAGACAUCAUAGAGACGUAUCGCUGCACCGGCCCCGUCAUCACUGGUUUGAAAUACCUGUGCGAUUACAAGAACUUUGUGAAUAAUCGCCAGGCUGUCAAUCAAAGGGGUGAUCUCUCCACAGUGUCCAAUGCCAUGACAGGAAUGAGUCCCUCCCCCUCGCUCUCGGCCCUGUCCAGUCGUGCCGGGUCCAUCAGCAACCUCCACGACCGCAUCUUCAGCCCGGCCAGUGAGGAGGCCAUCGAGAGGCUCAAGGAAACUGAGAAAAUCAUCGCAGAGCUCAAUGAGACAUGGGAGGAGAAGCUGCGACGUACUGAGGCCAUCCGUAUGGAUAGAGAGGCCCUGCUCGCUGAGAUGGGUGUCGCCAUGAGAGAAGAUGGAGGCACUGUGGGCGUCUUCUCCCCAAAAAAGACCCCUCAUCUGGUGAACCUGAACGAAGAUCCACUGAUGUCAGAGUGUCUGCUGUACUACAUUAAAGAUGGCACCACCAAGGUUGGCCGUGAAAAUGCCAAGACUCGCCAAGACAUUGUUCUCAGCGGCCAUUUUAUCAAAGAUGAACACUGCACCUUCAGCAGCACCACAGGCCCUCAGGGAGAAGGAUGUGUCAUCCUGGAGCCAUGUGAGGGCUCAGAGACGUAUGUCAACGGGAAGAGAGUGACCUCUCCAAUUGUUCUGCGGUCUGGGAACCGUAUCAUCAUGGGAAAGAGCCACGUGUUUCGCUUCAAUGACCCAGAGCAGGCUCGUCUGGAGCGAGAGAGGACGCCGUGCGCCGAGACGCCGGUCGAACCCGUCGACUGGGCCUUCGCUCAGAGAGAGCUGCUGGAGAAACAAGGCAUCGACAUGAAGCAGGAGAUGGAGCAGAGGCUUCAGGAGCUUGAAGAUCAGUACCGCAAAGAAAGAGAAGAAGCCAGUAACCUGCUAGAACAGCAGAGGCUGGACUACGAGAGCAAACUGGAAGCUCUUCAGAAACAAGUAGACUCUCGGUACUUGGAGUCUCCCGAAGAGGAAGAGGAGCCUGAAGAGGAAGUGCCAUGGACGGCGCGUGAGACCGAGUUGGCUCUGUGGGCGUUCAGAAAGUGGCGUUUCUACCAGUUCACCUCUCUCAGGGAUCUGCUGUGGGGCAACGCCAUCUUCCUCAAAGAGGCCAAUGCUAUCAGUGUGGAGCUGAAGAAAAAGGUGCAGUUCCAGUUCGUCCUGUUGACAGACACUCUCUACUCCCCCCUGCCCCCCGACCUGCUGCCCCCCUGUGUGGCCAAAGAGAGGGAGAGACGACCUUUCCCCCGAACUAUCGUAGCCGUUGAAGUCCAAGAUCAAAAGAACGGAGCCACACAUUACUGGACUCUGGAGAAACUCAGGCAAAGGCUGGACCUGAUGAGAGAAAUGUACGACCGUGCUGCAGAGCUCCCCAGCAGUGCUGUGGAGGACUGUGACCACGCUCUGACCGGAGGCGACCCCUUCUACGACCGCUUCCCCUGGUUCCGUCUGGUCGGCAGGGCUUUUGUGUACCUGAGUAACCUGCUGUACCCGGUGCCCCUGGUACAUCGCGUGGCCAUUGUCAGUGAGAAAGGAGAGGUGAAAGGCUUCCUCAGAGUGGCUGUGCAGGCCAUCUCAGCUGAUGAAGAGGCCCCUGAUUAUGGCUCUGGCGUGAGGCAGUCAGGCACUGCCAAGAUCUCCUUUGAAGACAAACAAUUUGAGAAGUUCCAGACUGAGUCGUGUCCUGGUGGUCUUUCCCACUCCAACACCUCCCAGGAGGAGCUGCGAAUCGUGGAGGGAGAAGGACAGAAUGCCGAUAUAGGAAUCUCUGCUGAUGAAGUCAACAACAACACCUGUCCAGCCAGCCAGGAGGCUCCACCGAGCCCAGUGAAGGGUUCAGGUCUGGGUCUGGAUCUUCCUCUGGACCUCUCCCCAGAGAAAGCUCUGUCCCACCUGAAGAUCGGCAGCACCUUCACCUUCAGAGUCACCGUCCUACAGGCCUCCAGCAUCUCGGCCGAGUACGCCGACAUCUUCUGCCAGUUCAACUUCAUCCACCGCCAUGACGAAGCUUUCUCCACUGAGCCGCUGAAGAACACGGGCAGAGGACCUCCGCUGGGCUUCUACCAUGUUCAAAAUAUCACAGUGGAGGUGACAAAGUCCUUCGUGGAGUACAUCAAGACUCAGCCCAUCGUCUUCGAGGUGUUUGGUCACUAUCAGAAACAGCCCUUCCCUCCCCUCUGCAAAGACCUGAUCAGUCCACUGAGACCUUCCAGGAGGCAGUUCCCCAGGGUGAUGCCCUUAUCCAAACCAGUGCCAGCCACAAAGCUCAGCACUCUGACUCGCUCCACCGCAGGACCUUGUCACGCCAAAUAUGACCUCAUGGUCUUCUUUGAGAUCUGUGAGCUGGAAGCUAACGGAGACUACAUCCCAGCUGUUGUUGACCACAGAGGAGGGAUGCCCUGCCACGGCACGUUCCUCUUACAUCAGGGCAUUCAGAGGAGGAUCACGGUCACCAUCGCUCAUGAAACAGGAAAUGAUAUUGAGUGGAAAGAGGUGAAGGAGCUGGUUAUUGGUCGUAUCCGAAACACACCGGAGGCAGAUGAGACCAUCAUAGACCCUAACAUCCUUUCCCUGAACAUCCUGUCUUCUGGAUACUUCUGGCCGAAACACAACGACAACGUCUCCUUGGGAGUUGAUCAUAGAACUUUCUACCGAUUUGAGGCAGCAUGGGACAGCUCCAUGCACAACUCUCUGCUUCUGAACAGAGUCACUCCCUAUGGGGAGAAGAUCUACAUCACCCUCUCUGCUUAUCUAGAGAUGGAGAACUGCACUCAGCCAACAGUGAUCACCAAAGAUUUCUGCAUGGUGUUUUAUUCCCGUGACGCGAAGCUGCCAGCCUCUCGCUCCAUCAGAAACCUCUUCAGCACCGGCUGCCUCCGGCCCUCUGAGAGUAACCGUGUCACUGGAGUCUAUGAAGUCACCCUCUGCCAUGUAGCAGACAAUGGUAGUCCAGGCAUGCAGCGCCGUCGCAGGCGUGUGCUAGACACCUCUGUGGCGUACGUCCGAGGAGAGGAGAACCUGGCUGGGUGGAGGCCUCGCAGUGACAGCCUCAUUCUGGACCACCAGUGGGAGCUGGAGAAACUCAGUUUACUGCAGGAGGUGGAGAAGACCAGGCACUAUCUGCUGCUGAGGGAGAAGCUGGAGGCGACUUUGCAGGCAGGACAGGAUGCACUCUACAAGAGCAGCGACAUCAGCGAUUUUGCAAAGAGUCCUGUCCUCAGCCACAGUCCCGGCAGCAGCCCUGCACCAGACAGCCCCAACCAGAGGCAGAGAGAGCUGGCUGCCAAGUGUCUGCGUCUGCUGAUGCACACCUUCAACAGGGAGUACAGCCAGGUGAGCAGCAGUGCCAGUGAGAGCAAGCUUUCUGAGAUGUCUGCGUCGCUAAUGAGAGACUCCUCCUCGUCCGGACUGAGCACGCUCACUCCGUCCUCUACCUGCCCCUCACUGGUCGAGGGACAUUAUGACAUUAGACACACUGAACCCAGUUCAGGAGCUUCCACACCGGAUCUGGACCCGUACAGUCCAGUGGACAGAAAGAAAGCUCUCAGAGGAUGCACCUUUGUUCCUGACAUACAGGAGAUUCGAGUCAGCCCCAUUGUUUCAAAGAAAGGCUACCUGCACUUCCUGGAGCCCCACACCAGCGGCUGGGUGAAGCGUUACGUGGUGGUGCGCCGGCCCUACGUCUACCUGUACCGCAGCGAGAGGGACAGCGUGGAGAGAGCUGUCAUCAAUCUGUCGUCAGCAAAGGUGGAAUACAGCGAAGAUAAACAGACCUUACUGCGGACUCCCAACACGUUUGCUGUGUGCACUGAGCAUCGUGGGAUACUGCUGCAGGCCACCAAUGACAAAGAGAUGCACGACUGGCUGUACGCUUUUAACCCUCUGUUAGCUGGCACCAUCAGGUCAAAGCUCUCCCGGAGAAAGUCGAUCCAGUCGGCCCCGCCUGCUCAGAGGAUGUGAGAGGUGAACCAGCCUGGUGGAAAACAACAAACAAACGAACAAAACAAUACAAUCUAAAAGCUCCACUCAUCAUCUUCCUCUAAUGAACAUAGACCAUAUGAACAAACACAUACAACCAUUUAAAUAACCUUGUAUAUGACGACUCUCCCAGUCCCAAACAUCACUCGAUCGCUCAACCCAAGAAAAGCUGUCUCUGUUUUCUGCAGUCGCCACCUCAAAACCCUGCAUGGUGUGCUCCCUUUAGAAGAAACAUAAGGCAAACUAACCACCCAAACCUGUUAAUUAACUUACCUCUGCUGGGCAUUGGGACUAGUUCUGAUUAGUUUUCAUGUAGAACUCUGUCAUCUGUAAGGCUACCAGUUCCCUGUAGAAAGUUAGUACGUGGUCAGUCCCUCCUUCAUUCAUAAUAACUGAAAAUAAGUCCCCAGUUUUAAAUCAGCCAUUCAUGUAUUUCAAAAUAACGCCAUCAGGUGAGGGGGAAAAAAGAAAACAUCAAACUAGAUGUUUCUCUGUGUAAGUGCAGGGAUGAUAGCUCCACAAGCACCCAUCAUAUACUGUACAUUACCUCAGUUUGGAUAGGCUUGGUGCUCUACAGCAUAGAGUAUUUGUUUUACUGCAGAGGUUUCAGAAAGCAAACUGUCGUUUUAACAUUGAAGUAGCAUGAGGGAUUUGUUAGGACAAAAGGGUAAGUUGUUGUUCCUGUGUCGCUUUUUUUAACUGGGUCCAUGAAAACUGAGUUUGUUGAUUAGACAAAAUAAUUAUUUUAUCAGGAGACUUAUGUCCUUGCCUUGUUUUCAGUAUGUGCUUCUUUUAUUUAAUUUUUUACAAUAACCUUGUACGUAUAAACAUAAAGAAUAAUGUUAUUUAUUGUUGCUAUUGUAGGUUCUCUGCACUGAUAUUUAUCUGUGACAGGACCACUGACCAGUUUUGUUGCAUGGCACUUUAUUGUCUUUAUUGAGUUAAUGUAUUGCAUCAUUUACUCAGUUUGCUUUAACCAAAGCAUUAUUUUCUUGCUUUAAUUGGUUCAAACCAUCGUCCACUGUGCAGUUGUGUUAGCAGACAUUUACGAUACUAAAGAGACUGUUUUGAAUCAUUUUGGCAAAUACACGUAUUCACUUUCUUGCCAGGAGUUAGAUGAGACGAUUGUCAACGGUCUCUAUGGUGAAUAUGAAGCUACGGCAAGCAGCCGGUUAGCUUAGCUUAGCAUAAAUACUGGAAACGGGUAAACAGCUGGCUUGGCUCAGUCUAAAUGUAACAAAAUCCGUCUACCAUCACCUCUACAGCUGAGUAUUUAUUGUAUUAGAGCCAGGCUAGCUGUUUACCAGGUUUUUCCAGUGUUUAUGCUAUGCUAAGCUAACCGUGACUUUGGUGCAAACCAGUGUGUUAUAUCUUUGCAAGGUUGCAGUCUUCACACUGAUGGGUUGUGCCGAGUUUCCCUCCCUCAGGGAACAUUGGUUUUAUGCAUAACCUCCACAUGUAACUUAUGGCAAGAAAGCGAAUCAGCGUAUUUCCCAAAACGUUGAACUUUAUCUUUAAACUAAUCAUUUAUACCCAAAUUAACCUAAGAUGUUUUACAUGAUGAAUACUCCCAAGAGGACAACUGUACAGUAUGUGGAUAGUUUUACUUUAAUUAAAUAAGCACUUAUUCUGUCUGUGAUGGGCCAGCAGAGUUGCUACGUUAAAAAUAAGUUUACUAUUGUCUAGUAGCUGAAUGGAAAGUUGUAAUUGACCAUGGACCUGAAAUCUGUUGAAGGCAGUUGCUUUGAGUGGGCAAGAGCGUUGUCCAUGCACCAGAUAGUGCCUCCCUUUCUUCACCUUGUUUUCUUCUCUCCCUCCUUCAUCACCGUCUUUGACAUCAACACUAAAAGUUAGUUAUAUGUGUCCAAGAUUUAGCUUUUAUGUAGAGUAAAAGUAGAUGCUAGGGGUCUUUUUUUAUAUUGAUGAUCUAUGUCGAUGUUUUGGAGAGUGAAUAUUAUCAAUGAUGCUAUAUAGUAUGUUGGUAUAACCUAUAACAGUACGGUACGGCGUAAAUCUCAUUAUCAUUGACUGUAAAUGUCACAUUUAAAAGCAAUCCCCCUCUCAGCUUUUGUACUGUAGCUGCUAGAUAUUUGACAGCCUGAUGCUUGUGUCAGAAACCAGUACAGUAUGAUUAGCUUGGUGUUAUUAUGACUUUUAUGUCCAGGGAUGGUUUCUAGUUGCUUUUACUUGCUGUAUGUUAUUUUGCACUAUACCAAGAUGACCCCAAAUGUUGGUUGGAAUUUGUAUUGUACUGUAUGAUUUGCAUUUAAAGGGAUAUUAUCUGUAUUUGUUGUCAUACCCUCUUCUUUUGUAAAUCUCUAUCAAAGACGUGGUCAGCCAACCAUUUCGUCUUUCCUGAUUUAUUCUCUUGUUUCUUGUCUGACUGGUUGUUUUCAGUUUUUUAUCAAACCUGACUUACAAUCAGUAAACGUAUUCAGGACUCUGCAUGCCACAGGCCAACCAACCUGUUAGGCAAUGCAGCCUAAUACUUAAACAAUUGUUCAAAAUCUGACUACCACAAAGCUGGUCAUUUAGAUGUGUUGUUACUUGUGCCUUCUUUUAUUUUUAAAAUUAUUUGUUAGCAUAAUAAAUCAAUGGCAUUACAUUAUUUAUUUAUGGUCAUUUUUGGGUCAUCUAGGUAUAAUAAACUGUUUUGUAAAAUGCUAAUAGAUAUAUCCUCUAUGUUGUCUGCUGGAACAGAAUAUUUGUAAAAAUUGAAAGAUGGAUUAUGUCCUUAAAAUAUAUUGCACUCAUGCACAAAGCAUCUUUAUUUACUAUGAUUUCGUAUGAUUAUGUUUUAAGAAUGUAUGGAAAAGCCUGGUUUGUGUUUAAAACAUAUAACAGCCCUGUCCUGACGGGUGGAGAAGAUUAGAUUCUGAAACUUUGCUAUUUUUGCUUCAGCAAUCAAACCACUAACAACACUGAACCAAAUUGCAUUUAUUUAUUUUAAGUUUCCGACUGGCAGAUAACUUGCAGUGCUUCUAACCCUAAUAGUUCACAGGUAUCAUGUUUGAAAAAAAUAAAAAAAACACUUUGUGAGAGAGUUUUAGUGCACUGGCCGAUAAUUGUUGAAAGGUAAAUUAGUUGAUUAUUUUAUAUUUGGCUGCUUUUUAACUGUCAUAGCUGGAUCGAAAGCAUGCAGGUCCUCUUAUCUUCUGCUGUACUCUGUCCCUCUCUCCUGCCUUACCGCUUGCUAAUGACAACAGCUUUCCCCCCUCCUGAAGUGCUGCUUGUAAAGUAUUGUCAUUCAUGAUCCUUGUAAUGACUAACUGGAAACCUUCCUCUUGGCUCUGUCUUGUAUAUAAAUGGAGAUUUUCUGUGUUGGGUCUCAUCACACAGAUGAUAUUAACUCUCUCUUCCUCUGUAUACCAUGAUGAAUAAGAAUAACUGGCCUGCUGCUUCGUCAAGUGUCACCCCAGAGUAAAGAGCGCUGAUCAGAGAUCAGUUUUGCACAUUUCAGCUCAGUGUGGGUGAGGUGGUCACUGUGGACCGGGUAAAUGAUCCCAGGUCUGCUCUCUUGCUCUGAGCUGCUUGACAGAAGCAGACACAGGUCCCAGCCUGUGAUGAAGUCUUAAUCUCAGUGCUCACGUUUAUCUUUUGAGUGUUCUGGAGUUCUUUCUCAUGUUUGUGGACACGUAACAAAAGUUGUCAAGAAACAAAAUAAGGCGAAUAAAUAAAUGAGUGUUGAAACUUAUGCAA
Molecule: messenger RNA, 9147 nt
Organism: Dicentrarchus labrax (European seabass)
Lineage: Eukaryota; Metazoa; Chordata; Actinopteri; Moronidae
Gene: kif1ab
Product: kinesin family member 1Ab
Exons: 49
Coding region: 271-5430 (1719 amino acids)
Biological process (GO): vesicle-mediated transport; microtubule-based movement; cytoskeleton-dependent intracellular transport
Cellular component (GO): microtubule; axon; dendrite
Molecular function (GO): plus-end-directed microtubule motor activity; microtubule binding; ATP hydrolysis activity
Source: RefSeq, a predicted model, not a curated record